Molecule: messenger RNA, 426 nt
Organism: Coffea eugenioides
Lineage: Eukaryota; Viridiplantae; Streptophyta; Magnoliopsida; Gentianales; Rubiaceae
Exons: 1
Coding region: 1-426 (141 amino acids)
Molecular function (GO): RNA-DNA hybrid ribonuclease activity; nucleic acid binding
Source: RefSeq, a predicted model, not a curated record
AUGAGGAUCAAUACGGAUGCAGCAAUUUCAGCUCAAAUGGUUAGAACAAGAUUGGGGAUUAUCGCGAGGAAUUGGUGUGGGGAGAUAGUGAAAGUUAAGGGAAUCACUGAGAGGAGAAGAGGGGAAGCAGCCACUGAGGAAACACUAGCAAUCAGAGGUGCGCUGGAAAUGGCUCAAGGUGCAGGAUGGACAAACAUUGAAGUCCAAUCUGACUGCAAAAAUGUUGUGAGGCUUAUCAAUACGGACAAUGUUCAGGAUUGCACACUACAAACAAUCCUGGAAGACAUUGAUAUCCUGAAGAAGAGCAUUGACAGUUGCAAUUUCUCUUUUGUGCCCAGAACUACUAAUGGUUGCAGCCAUGUAAUGGCUCAAUUGGCAGUCAAGUCAAUUAGAAAUAUUGAGUGGGAAGGUUCAUUCCCAACAUAG